Messenger RNA from Protopterus annectens (West African lungfish), 4161 nucleotides. It is a transcript of the gene SKP2, whose product is annotated as S-phase kinase associated protein 2. Gene Ontology annotation, biological process: positive regulation of protein ubiquitination; SCF-dependent proteasomal ubiquitin-dependent protein catabolic process. Gene Ontology annotation, molecular function: protein binding. The record is from RefSeq and is a predicted model, not a curated record. The transcript has 10 exons. Gene Ontology annotation, cellular component: SCF ubiquitin ligase complex. The coding region runs from base 101 to 1378 and encodes 425 amino acids. Lineage: Eukaryota; Metazoa; Chordata; Ceratodontiformes; Protopteridae.
UUCCAUAACGUCAGGUACAAGCGGGUUGCACAAACUAGCGGUAUUUACCGCGGUUUUUAAACAGUUUAUUAUAUUAAUAUAGUAGUCUAAUAAAGAAAUAAUGGAGCAGCAGUCAAAGUUACGGAAACAUCUACAGGAACUCCCAACUGUUGAUAAUCAUCCUUCUGAUUUGUUGUCGUGGGAUCCCAGCAAAACUCGACAACUGUUAUCUGGGAUGGGGGUAGCUCUCAUGGACAAAGAGGUGGAUGACACUGAAAAUACUCCCCACGACAUGUUCUUUGGCUGUCUGUCGCCGCCCCCCAAGCGCCAGAAAUGCAGGGAUCGAAAAAGUGAAAACGCUUUUGUAAUUGCACGCAGACCGAGACAGAAUCGACGUUUAGAGCCAGGUGUUUUAUGGGAAUCCAUUCCAGAUGAAUUGCUACUGGGAAUCUUUUUUUUUCUGCCUUUAACUGAUUUACUGAAAGCAUCACUGGUUUGCAAACGGUGGCAUCGUCUAGUGUAUGACGAGUCCCUCUGGCACAGCAUUGAUCUGGCAGAUAAAACACUUAAUCCAGGAGCAAUUAGUCAUGUACUUUCUGCAGGUGUAGUUGCUAUACGAUGCCCAAGAUCUUUCAUAGGGGAGACUAUGUUCAAGGAUUCAAGACCUCUUCGUUUACAACAUGCAGACCUAUCCAAUUGUCAGAUGACCAUAUCAGCUCUUGAGGACAUCUUUAGUCGCUGUCGGAAACUAGUGAACCUUAGUUUGGAAGGGAUGGUACUAUCUGAUGAUAUCAUUAGAUGCAUUGGUCACAACUCUGGCCUCAGAAGGUUAAAUUUGUGUGGCUGCUCUGGCUUUACUGCAGAAGCUUUGGAGGUCAUGAUCACCAGCUGUACUAGGUUGGAAGAGUUGAAUUUGUCCUGGUGUGACUUUACCCCAGAUCACAUUCAAGUAGCUGCAAACAACAUUUCCGAAAGUCUAACACAAUUAAACCUUAGUGGUUACAGGCAGAACUUACUACAAUCUGAUGUUCAGACCAUAAUAAAAAGAUGCCGUAAACUGAUCAACAUAGACUUCAGUGAUAGUGUAAUGCUGACAUCAGACUGCCUUGCCUUAUUUCACGAGCUUGACAACCUGCAGCAUCUUUCUCUUAGUCGAUGCUAUCAUAUACCAUCAACUGCAUUAACUGAACUUGGAAACAUUUCUACUCUGAAGACCCUAAAUGUAUUUGGAAUUGUACCUUGUAACCAAAUGCUUCUUUUACGGGAAAGCAUGCCUCGCAUAAAGAUCAACUCUUAUCAAUUCACAUCCAUCGGCAGGCCAACCACAGGCAGCAAAAAGAACAAAGCAAUAUGGGGAAUCCAGUGCAGACUGACAUUCAAUAAUUCCCUCACUUCCUAGCAGUGUUGUGUUUGUGUAACUUGUUGAUCAGGCGUGGUGCUUUUGCCCUGUCAUUGCAGUAAUAGAAGAGCUGUAGCAAGACAUCAUUGGACAUUUUGAGGAUCUCUUCACUGCUCCUCACAACUUUUAUUUCUACCUGGAUUAUACCAUUCCUUUUAUUUUCAGAUGGCCCUUUGAAUGUUUAUAUUGCCAAAUGUGCAUAAAACUAUCUAAUAAAAUGUCUGAUGCAGCUUGAAAUACUACAGAUUCUCAAGUAUAUAAAAUCAGCCAUCAGAAAAACAGAUGUACAGAAUGUGUGUUUUGCUAUGAUUUUUCAUACGUGGUCAUAAAAACGACGCAAACUGCAGUGCUGUUAGAACAAUUCAGGAAGGGAAUAUUUGCAGCUAUUGGAUAUAUUGAUCUGAUGCUACUGCUGACCCUAUUAAUCUGUGUGAUUUUGCUGGGCCCUGGAGAAUUUAUGAUGCAAGUCUGAAUGCUGUACCUUUGCCAUUUCAUAUGAUUCACCCGUGCUAGAGUAUAUGUAAUUUUCUUGUCUUUCUUCCUUUUUCGCUUGUUGGCCGCAGCAUAUGACCUUUUUCUGCUUUUCUAAUUUGUGUUCAAAAUGCCCUCCUCUCUGUGCUGAGGACACCCAGACACACAUGCAACACUGCUGUCUCCACACUAUUCCACAGCAGAGCAUGGAAGAAGCAAGCUAUUCUGUCCUUGAGGAUGAUAUGGGUCAUGCUUUCAGAAGCAUACAGCAGUUUUGACUGCAGCUCCUUUUCUGGUUCAUCUGCCAGGGUAGUGUCAAUAUCUUUCACUCAUCUAGUAGCUUUUCUCAGACACUGAUUGCAAACAUCUUUUGUGCUGAUAGGUCCAUGUUUCAGCACCUGCUCAUUGCCCCCACCUCCACUGAGCCUGACAAAGCCAUUCCCAUAGCAGUAGGAAGUAAGCAUUCAUUUUAUCUGUAUAUUGUACCACUUGGCCAGUCACAAUAGGGUUUUAAGUUUUUAAUUAGUUUGAAUGAACAUUACAAUUUUUUUUUUUAAUUAUUGAAAUUAUAGCGACUGGUUUUGCGUAUUGGCGUUUGUCCACAGAACGCUAGCAAGUUCUACAGGGCAUUAAUGACGUAAUAUGAACAUUUUAUACAAAAGUAUUAAAUAUGUAUUUGUAAACUGUAGUGCUGCAUCUUCUAAGCAGUUCUUUAUUACUGCCUGUGUAGAUCGUUACUUCUACACACAAUCACACAUCUCGUUUGAAUAGUAGUAUUGCAGUCGUGCGUCUGCCUAUCUCAAGGUAUGCAUCGCUGCAUGUUCAUCACAGCUAUGUUGUCCGAAAUGCUGUCUUGCUUUAUUCCAAGAUGGGAUUUACCACUCUGGAGAUGGUAUCAUAAACAAUGUCAUUUAGAGCGAUGGACCAUGAAGGCUGAGUUUCUCUAGUCAUUUAGACCAGUAGAUCACAAAAGCAGAGUUUCUUUUUCUACUUCAUAGCAAGCUUGUUCUGUUUUAUUAGAGAUCAUGUGAUAUCUGCCAAGUGGUUGAGCCAGAUUGUCAUGUUGCAGUACAUUGUUAGAAAGUUUUUGUUGUACUCCUAAAGGUCUGAUAUUUACAAUGCUUGGUUGUAUAUAGCACAUUUGCAUUCUUGUAGGGUAGCCAUGGUUUAAUUUGGGAAUAGUCAUUUCAUAUGCUGCAAAUUGAUGAGAGAUCCUGCUGUGUAUGAAUGCAUUUUGUCAAAAUCAUUAUUUUUUAAUGAAAUCUCAAUGUUAGUGUCACAGAUUUUGUAAAGUGUUUUGUUUUAUGAGCCAUAAUAGAGAUGCAGUAUGUUAAGGAUUUUAAUUGGAACUUGCAUGUACUGUACUUUUCUCCAUACCACUGACUGUUUUUGUGUAACAAACCCACAGUUCAUUUCCUGCUGUGGUCCCAGAUUAGCCCUCAUUUGGAGCCCUUUGGCAUCCCUGGAUGCAGUUUUAAUUGCUGUUAGUUUGAGAGAAUUCUUAUAAAGGCAAAUAAACAGACUAACACACAUAUUGCAUGUGAUGCUUUUAUUCUGACUUGGACUAUGAAAAUUUUAGUAUGAGCUAACCUGGUGUAGCUCAAAUUUUUUUUUCAAUUGCACAGACUGUGAAGUUAGUGUGUGAACCAACUCAUCCACAUUAGGGGUGCAGGAUUACUCUCCCCCCCCUACACAUUGUAAGUUUAACUUUUUAAGAGCAAUAGCAAGCAGUUACCAUUAGAGUGAAAAUAUGCCUCCCUGAAGGUAGACUUCUAGAUUGUCCAUGUUUAAGUCAACAAGUCUAUCUGGCUUGAUUAGUGCUGUAAAACACUGCAUCCCUAGUUCUCCUUUGAGUAAUUUUGCAUUGCUCUGUAGCAUCCUUGGGUAGUUCAAAUUUAUAUUGUUAACAUGCAUACACCCAUUUCUGACAUAAGGCAAGAGUUUUCUCAAAUAGACAGAAGCAGACUGCUCUCUGUUGCCUAGGAGAACUGAGGCCUUUGUGUUUGAACUUUCCGUUGAAUGAUUAUGAAUACGGUGUAAAGCACAGUGUGGUCAUGUUCCACAAUGCUACAAGACAGUAUUUUCCUUUUUACGUGUAAAAGGUAGACUUUGUUGCUGCCUAUUUUCAUAAAUAAUUUUUAUAAUAUAGUGAUCUCAUUAUUUCAUAGACUGCAGCACACCUGAUCAUUGUACCUGACGUAACUGAUCAGCUGUUAUAUCCAAAAUUUUCAUAUUUUUGUACCUUUUAUACAUUUUACAUCGUUGGCUUUGUAUUUAUUUUACAGAAUAAUAAAUGAACCUUCAACAACCUG